AUGAUUAUUGAGAUUCCGAGAACCGGCCGGAUUGCUGCUCUUUUGACGGGCCCGAAGGCCCGCUCCACUGCACUUGUCCUUUAUGAUCCCGAGACCCUCAAAGAGGAGAGACGGCUGGAUUUUAAGUACGAGGCCGCCGACCCAGCCACAAUACCAACAUCCACAUACCCAGCUUACAACACCAAACUGGAAAAUGCCUUCCCGGACGAGAAAACGUGCGUUCAUCUGGCCACAUCAGGUGGUUGUGCUCUCUAUAAGGACUAUCUCUAUGUUGCUGCUACCAGGCCUCCACGAGUCCAGGUCUUCCGCUUGAACACUAACGAGGUCCUCUCGAGGAUUGAUUUUAUCAAUGUUGUGAAAUACGGGGAUCUGGGACUCGAUCGACUGUCGUUUGGUGAACCCUUUGGCGUGCAAGUGGACACCUUUGGAAUCCUAGUGGUGUCUGAUUCCAAGGCCGGCUUCUUUCACGUUUAUAAUAUUAACAAGAGGGCGCCAGGGCCCCUGGCGCCCUCAUUGGAGCACGGAUCAACCUGCUUCAUGGGUUCCUGGAAGAUCGACGCCUACCAACCAAUUCGGCCCGGCCACUUUUCUCUCUCUAAAAAUGGAUGCGCUUGUGUAGUAGACAGAUGGAACAAUAAGCUACAUGUGAUAGCAGAUCAGACAGAAUUAAGGUGGUACGACGAUACCUUUGGUAUUGUCGAGGACGUGCCGUUCGAUCGUGUACUUAUCGAUCCCCUGAUGGCCUACAACGGAUUACCUGAACCACCGGGAGCAAAUCCGGAGAAAAUGGGUCUGAGUCGUAGGGUCAGCGCAUUAUCAGAGCCACUGCCUGAGGAAGUACUUUUACCGGAAAGCUGGAUCGCCAGAUACAAACGACCAGGCGUACCCAAGCCAGAGCCGACAAGUAAAUCACCAAAAGACAAAUCAAAGAGUAAAUCGAAGGGCUCCAAAGGAAAGAAAAAGAGUUCAGGAAAGGGAAAAGGAAAGAAGUAA
This is a messenger RNA of Dibothriocephalus latus, 993 nucleotides long. The record is from the annotation of a GenBank genome assembly. NCBI's taxonomy places the organism in Eukaryota, Metazoa, Platyhelminthes, Cestoda, Diphyllobothriidea, Diphyllobothriidae.